Cebus imitator (Panamanian white-faced capuchin) is the source of this 1831-nucleotide messenger RNA. Its product is annotated as beta-citrylglutamate synthase B-like. Bases 54 to 1214 code for a protein of 386 amino acids. The transcript has a single exon. Gene Ontology annotation, cellular component: cytoplasm. Gene Ontology annotation, molecular function: metal ion binding; ligase activity, forming carbon-nitrogen bonds; ATP binding. Gene Ontology annotation, biological process: protein modification process. The record is from RefSeq and is a predicted model, not a curated record. Lineage: Eukaryota; Metazoa; Chordata; Mammalia; Primates; Cebidae.
GAUGUUACAUCUAAGAGGAAAUAAUCCAGGCAAGGAAGCACAAGCUGAUCAAGAUGUGUAGCUCCGUGGCUGCCAAGUUGUGGUUUUUGACAGAUCGUCGCAUCAGGGAAGACUAUCCUCAAAAAGAGAUUUUACGAGCACUGAAGGCCAAAUGUUGUGAGGAGGAACUGGACUUUAGGGCUGUGGUGAUGGAUGAGGUGGUGCUGACAAUCGAGCAAGGAAACCUGGGUCUACGGAUCAAUGGAGAGCUAAUCACUGCCUACCCACAAGUUGUAGUAGUCAGAGUACCAACCCCGUGGGUGCAAAGUGAUAGUGACAUUACUGUUUUGCGCCAUCUACAGAAGAUGGGAUGCCGGUUGAUGAACCGACCUCAAGCCAUCCUGAACUGCGUUAAUAAGUUCUGGACAUUUCAAGAGUUGGCUGGCCGUGGUGUUCCUCUGCCAGACACUUUCUCUUAUGGUGGCCAUGAAAAUUCUGCUAAAAUGAUUGAUGAAGCAGAAGUACUGGAGUUCCCAAUGGUAGUAAAGAAUACGCGGGGUCAUAGAGGUAAAGCUGUUUUCUUGGCUCGAGAUAAGCACCAUUUGGCUGAUCUAAGCCAUCUUAUUCGCCACGAAGCGCCAUACCUGUUCCAGAAGUAUGUUAAGGAGUCUCAUGGACGGGAUGUAUGUGUCAUUGUCGUGGGAGGCCGUGUGGUUGGCACCAUGUUGCGUUGUUCAACAGAUGGGAGAAUGCAAAGCAACUGCUCAUUAGGUGGUGUGGGGAUAAUGUGCUCACUGAGUGAACAAGGGAAGCAGCUAGCUAUCCAGGUGUCUAAUAUCCUGGGGAUGGACGUGUGUGGCAUUGACCUGUUGAUGAAAGAUGACGGCUCCUUCUGCGUCUGUGAGGCCAAUGCAAAUGUAGGUUUCAUCGCCUUUCAUAAGGCUUGUAAUCUAGAUGUAGCUGGUAUCAUAGCAGACUAUGCCGCCUCCCUUCUACCCUCUGGCCGGCUCACCCGGCGUAUGUCCCUGCUCUCCGUGGUGUCCACGGCCAGUGAGACUAGUGAGCCGGAGCUGGGUCCCCCAGCCAGCACUGCUGUUGACAACAUCAGAGCAAGUUCCAGCUCUGUUGACAGUGACCCUGAAAGUACGGAGCGAGAGCUGCUCACCAAGCUCCCAGGGGGCCUGUUCAACAUGAACCAGCUGCUAGCCAAUGAAAUCAAACUACUGGUGGACUGAUUCCACUGGUAAUUAACCAACAAAACUCUUGUAAACCUUACUUUCUUUUUUUCUUUUCUAUUUUUAAAACCAACUUGCAAUGCUGUUCAUGGAGGAUGCUCAGGAAGAUGAGAGAAAAUUAGUAGGAUUAGUUGGAGGCAGUGGGAAAUAGAUGAGACCUCUGCUAAUAAGAUGUUACUUUCAUUUACAAUUCCUACAAAUAGAGAGGCAGAAUAGGUGGGAUAUAGAAAAAUGUUAGGCUCUCAUAGUUACCCUUUUAAAUUUCUAAAAAAUUUUGUAUGCUCAUAGGCCAUGAGGAACAUAUACUUUUAUUUUAUGGUUCCUUGCUUUUGUUUUUGUACAAAAAAUGAUUUUGCUACAAAUAUCCAAGUAGCAUAACUUCACAUUGUGUUGCAAAAUUUGUCAUCGGUGAGGAAAACAUCUGCCUAAAUUACAGGAAUUCUUGUAUUAUAUAGCUCUGAAAAUUCUGCCAUUUCCUUAUUAGUAGCUUUAGUUUGUAGUUUAUGAAAUCUUGAGGGGCUCUUUUCCUGGGAUUUCUUACUUUUGUGUUUUGUUUUUUCCCCCUUAAUUUGGUGGGAGGGUCAAAGUGAAUAUAACCUAAUAAAGGCUUCUUAAUG